UCUCCAAAUAACUAUUAAAUAAAAUACUUAAAAAUAUGAUAAAUAUAGGAAAACCAUUGCCAAAAGAUCAUGCUGAAGUAGCUAAACAUGUAAAAGCAAGACUUUUUGAUGAAGAACGAAAAAAACGAAUUUUCAACCCAACUACUAGAACUAUUGGAAUUGAUAAGGAUGCUCUUGAUAAACAAGUCCAAGAAAAGAAAAUACUUCGAGAGCAAGAACAAGCGAAACAUCAAGCGUAUUCAAAAAAAUUAUUACAAGAUUGUGCCACAUCAUUACAACUAGACGAACAGAAUAAAAAAAAACAAAAAGAAAUAGAUUUAGAAAUAUUAGAGUUCAGAAAAAAAUAUCAAGCUCCUGAAACACGAAGAGAGUACGAUAUAUACGAUCCUCUGCAAUGUAGAAAAAAUCAGCCCAGCCGCAUUGGUGACGAUGACCCGAGAAUUACAUUGUCGUCGGUUCAACGAUUUGAGGGCGAAGAAAGCAUAACAAAAGAACAAAAAGCAGAACAGAUACAACAACAACGUGUGUGGUUAGAAAUGCAAAUACGUGAAAAAAAUAUGACCAGAGAAGAGAAUAAAAACGUCGAACGUACGUGGCAAGAAACCGAACACACGACAGUUCAACGAGCACUGGCACUUGCAUCACUGGAGAAUGAGUGUAGGAAAAAAUUGAUAGAAGCAAAUUACCGAUACAACCAAGCUCUAGCGUCCGAACAAAAAAUGAAUAAAAGUAUUAUGGAAGCUGAGUGCAACGAAGACAAAAUGGCAGAAGUGUACAACGCGAUUACUGGGGACUUUCUGACGGAAAAUCCCGAACACGGGUUCAACAGUGCAUUAGGACCAGGAAAAAUAUCAACGGCACUCUACAAAGGCUUAACGCCGGCCAUGAAACAAGCUAUAUAUGACGAACAAGCCAAUCAAAGAGCAGAACUUAAGAUACGAAAAGAGGCAUUCGAUAAACAAGAAAAAGACUGGGCCGAACUUUUAAAUAUACUGGCCAGAUGUGGCACACUCAAUGAUAGAGAAAUGCAAAAGAAAAAAAGAAAUUUAGAAGACGGAAUAAAGGAUUUCAAUUUAGUUUUAGCUAAUGAACAGAAAAAUAAACAAGAGUAUCUCAAUAAUGUCCUGUACAAAACUAAAGCUUCAGAUGAAUUUUUCGACCAGUUUAAUAAAACCACUCGAUAA
This is a messenger RNA of Melanaphis sacchari, 1184 nucleotides long. RefSeq names its product RIB43A-like with coiled-coils protein 2. The transcript has 7 exons. The coding region runs from base 36 to 1184 and encodes 382 amino acids. Lineage: Eukaryota; Metazoa; Arthropoda; Insecta; Hemiptera; Aphididae. The record is from RefSeq and is a predicted model, not a curated record.